This is a messenger RNA of Sabethes cyaneus, 1822 nucleotides long. RefSeq names its product zinc finger protein 12-like. The transcript has 4 exons. NCBI's taxonomy places the organism in Eukaryota, Metazoa, Arthropoda, Insecta, Diptera, Culicidae. Bases 117 to 1778 code for a protein of 553 amino acids. Gene Ontology annotation, cellular component: nucleus. Gene Ontology annotation, molecular function: DNA-binding transcription factor activity, RNA polymerase II-specific; zinc ion binding; RNA polymerase II transcription regulatory region sequence-specific DNA binding. Gene Ontology annotation, biological process: regulation of transcription by RNA polymerase II. The record is from RefSeq and is a predicted model, not a curated record.
GUCACCAAAAAAACCUCUGUGGCCUGCGCUCUCAUCGGUCUAUGCAAUCUGUGCGGUCUUUCCGUCUAUCUACAGGGUCUGUCCGAAGGAAUCAAACCACGAGAUAGGACAAAAAAAUGGAAAUGGAUUUCAAUAAAAUUUGUCGACUCUGCUGUAAACAAAAAGAUGAUAUGCGGUUCAUUCGUGAAGUAAACAAAAUAUCUCUGGAAAACAUAUUCACCGAAGUCUUAAGAUUAGAGAUAUUUGAUAAUGAUGGCCUCCCUCCAAGAAUUUGUGAGUUUUGCAUUUCUACGUUAGCUGAAAUGAAUGAAACAAUCGAAUGCUAUCGCAAUAAUGAUAAAAAGUUACGAGCUCAGCUAAAAGGAUUUUCAGAAAUCUAUGUAAAGGAAGAGUUGAUCGACACUGACGAGGAGCAGCAGACAUCUGGUCAACAAUUGUGUGAAGCAAUCAUUGAAGAAUCAACAUUCACAAUUAAAGACGAGGAACAGGAUAAUAUUGCUGAUGUUGGACUUACCCAAUCCGAUAAUGAAACAAUUGAUGAAGAAUGGCUCUCUGAAUAUGAGAAUCAAAGAAAUGUAACAAAUGAAAAAUCUGUUUCUGGCAAUCGUCACUCUGAUUCUAAGCCAAAAAAAAGAAACAAGAAUAAAAUAAGAGUAAAAGGCCGAAUGGGUCGUCCUAGAACCCGUUUUGAAAAUCCAAAUAGACCACGUCCUAACGAUUUCAAAUGCUAUAUAUGUAAAAGUGAUUCUAUGGGUACACCGGAAGCGUUGCGAGCGCAUUUGGAAGUUCACUUAGAUCAGUUGCCUUACACAUGCGCGGUUUGUGUAGCAGAAAAAAUUGUCAUCAAUAGCAUAACCACUAUGAAUAUUCACAAAAGGAUGCACGAAAAUCCGUAUAAGUGUCCGCAUUGUGAUCGAUGUUACUCUAAUAAGCGAGCUGUUGAUGGACACAUACAGACAUACCAUUUAGGAGAAAAUGCUCCUUCUCCUUCCACAUGUGACAAGUGUGGCAAGGUUUGCCGGUCUUUAACAUCAUUGAAAUAUCACAAAAGACUUCACUCUUCUGCGUGCGCUUGUGAGUUAUGUGGUAAACUUUUUGUCGAUAGACACAAACUUGGACGACAUAUUGAGCGAAAGCAUGAUAAGCUAAAAAAGUAUGAAUGCCAGAUUUGUCAUAAAAAAUUGUGUUCUAUGGAUGCGAUCCAGGCGCAUUUUAAGACGAUACAUUCAACCAAAGAAGUAAAUUGCGAAUAUUGUGGUAAAAGAUAUCCUUCAGAAUUAUCUCUUCGGUAUCAUUUAAAAAAACAUGAACAAGAUCCUAAUUCGAAAUUUUCGAGCGAUUGGAAAAAUUAUUAUACUGAAGUAAUUACUGGUGACAAUCCUAAGCCAUCCAAAAAGUGUAACUUGUGCGGAGCGGUUGUGAAAGCCAUUUCACCACAUAUGCGGUCGGUGCAUUUUCCUAAAGAAUACCGCUGUAACCUCUGUGAGGCGGUUUAUAAAUCUAAAGGAACUUAUGAUGCUCAUGUUAUGGAGCAUAAAUUUGGAAAAGCAUACCGCUGCCCAAUAUGUGGUAAAGAAUUUUCAGAAAAAAAAAAUUUGAUUUCUCAUCUUAAAACAAAAAAACAUCGGGAUCAUCCAUUAGCUAAAUCACUUGAUUGGUUGGAUAUGAAAAGGGAGGCCGGUAUCAAUCUAAGCAGACGUAAUCCCGAGGAGCCAAAAUCCGCUGAAAGCGAUGAAGAUGCAUCAAUAGAACAGGUCCCAAAUCAAUCUCUAGUAUAGUAGAAAUUCUGUUUACGAUAUUUUUUUUUAUCCAUAAUAUAUAA